This is a messenger RNA of Aspergillus welwitschiae, 1554 nucleotides long. RefSeq names its product cytochrome P450. The transcript has 8 exons. Bases 1 to 1554 code for a protein of 517 amino acids. NCBI's taxonomy places the organism in Eukaryota, Fungi, Ascomycota, Eurotiomycetes, Eurotiales, Aspergillaceae. Gene Ontology annotation, molecular function: monooxygenase activity; oxidoreductase activity, acting on paired donors, with incorporation or reduction of molecular oxygen; heme binding. The record is from RefSeq and is a predicted model, not a curated record.
AUGACAAUAAGCACGUUAGUCAUGGACAUUGCUAUGAGAUUGGAGUGGUUGGCGACACCGCGAGUCAUUCUAGGUAUCGGUGCCGGAUGGAUCUUCAUCUACCUCAUUAGCAAGGUGGUCUACGCUCUUUGUCUGGAUCCCCUCCGCCAUAUUCCGGGACCUCGUCUGAAUGCAGUCUCUAUGAUCCCCUAUGCAAGACAUUUGCUUGCCGGCACAACUGUUCAGAAUUCCGUCUCUCUGCACAAACAAUACGGGGAAGUGGUACGCAUCGCGCCCAACGAGGUUUCACUCAUUUGUGGCGAGACGGCGUUCCCCGAUAUCUAUGGGUUUCGGACGGGAAAGAUGAAAGGGCAUCUAAAUAUGUCCAAGGACCCGGUAUGGUAUGUGACUCCGAGUAAUGGGGCGCCGUCUAUCUUGCAGGCAAAUGAUGAGGACCACUCUCGAGGUCGCCGUGUACUCGCCCAUGCCUUCAGCGAUAAGGCGCUCAUGGGCCAGGAACCACUGGUUCAGCGUUACGUCGAUCAACUCAUCGACCGACUCAAAGAAGUAACAUCUGCCAACGACGAACCGGUGGACAUGGUAAAAUGGUACAAUUGGACUACCUUUGAUGUAAUUGCCGAUCUUCUCUUCGGGGAGCCCUUUGGCUGCCUCCAAGACCUCUCAACCCACCAAUACGUCGCCCUCCUCUUCCAAUCCCUCAAGUCCCUCCGGAUGAUCUACAUUCUCGCCUACUACCCGUGGCUUCGCUUCCUCGGCAACCUCAUAGUAGAUAAAGGCCUGAUUAAGAAACGAAAGGAAUACGCGACCUGGGUUUCCACCCAAGUCACUAAACGAAUCAAUACCGCCACCCCUCGGCCCGACUUUAUGAGCCACAUCCUCGCCAACAACAACAACCGGGGCGUGAAGCUCACCCGGGCAGAGAUCGACUCCAACGCGACCUUGAUGACGACCGCGGGCUCCGAGACGACCGCCACCCUACUCAGCGGAGCGACCUACCUCCUCCUCACGCAUCCUCGCGUCCUUCGUACCCUCCAGGACGAGAUCCACUCGGAAUUCCCAACCUAUGAGUCCAUCACACUAGAGGCAGUCGCCAAGCGGACACCCUACCUGAACGCCGUCAUUUCCGAAGCACUCCGCUUCUUCCCGCCCAUCCCUGUAGGAUUCAUCCGCCGGGUGCCCAAGGGUGGAGAGACGGUGAGUGGGUAUUGGAUACCCGAGGGGACGAUUCUCUCGGUCAGUCAUUACGCGGCGUAUCACUCGGAGAGAAACUUCAGGGAUCCGGACAGUUGGGUGCCGGAGCGGUGGCUCGGUGACGAGAGAUACGUCAACGACAAGCGCGCCGCGUUCCAGCCAUUCAGCUUCGGGCCCCGUAGCUGUCUCGGUAGGAACCUGGCAUACGCGGAGAUGCGGCUGAUCCUCGCCAAGAUGGUCUGGUCGUUUGAGAUGGAGUUAGAUGAGGGGUUGAGUCGCGAUUGGUUGCAGCGUUGUCGCGUUAUGAGGCUUUGGCAGAAGCCCGAGUUGGAAGUGCGGGUGAGGCCGAGGGUAGUUGCUUGA